Messenger RNA from Pararge aegeria (speckled wood butterfly), 1147 nucleotides. RefSeq lists its product as uncharacterized. The record is from RefSeq and is a predicted model, not a curated record. NCBI's taxonomy places the organism in Eukaryota, Metazoa, Arthropoda, Insecta, Lepidoptera, Nymphalidae. The transcript is spliced from 3 exons. Bases 527 to 1147 code for a protein of 206 amino acids.
AUUUGUUUUUUUUUUAUUAAAAUUUUACCUCUGGUUCCUAAAAUCAGUUGUGGGAUUCGAAAAUAUCACGUGACCUAAUUUGCUUUGCAUUCCUGAAAUACGUGCGGCAGUUUGACUAUUCAAAUUACUUUUUAUCGUUGCGUUUGAAAAUUGAAUUUUAAAUGUCCCUUAUUACGUAAGUAGUGUGCUGUCUAAGUUAUUAGAUGGUAAAGUAUACGUAGCUGAAACCCUGGUGAGUACUUCUUUUUUUAUUUAUUUGCUAACUACCUACAGCUGUUUUCAAUAUAAUUGUGCGUGAUUUUCAAAUAGAUUUGUGAAUUCAAAUUUAGCGUUACUUUUGGCCUAUCUCGCUAUUUUGCUAUAAUAGCCUACCUACCCGCAUAAAAGUUUAUUUGUAUUGGGCCUAGUUCUUGCUUAUAUUUCGUAAUUUACUGUUACCUACAGUAAAGAAAAUGUCAAAUCAAGGUCAUGAAAGGAGAAGUCUCUCUAGAUACCGCGCCUCGCUUUCCGGGCAUGGUACCGCACCAUGAUUCUGGCCGUAGGCGUCGAAGAAGGGCAACGCCGCUCCACACCGCCGCGACUCCAUGAACCGAACGCUGACUGUUUGCCUGCGCUGUCGCCACCACGGCUGCGACCUGUGACCGCGACUGUAGCUGAGCAACAGAGGUCGGUGGUGGAGGGUCGAGAGUCUGCUAUGCAGUCUUCGCCAGGGCGUCCUGUGAGCGCAAUGACGGACCGCGAUGCCAGCGGAACCGAUCGUAUCAUCGAGGCGAUACGUUCAAUCAAUACGACGGUGCAGACGAUGAUGACAAUAUGGAGUCCACGCCUGAGCAAGCUGCCAGGAGCAACAAUGUGCCUCGUGAACGUACUGCGGAGCCCGUGCCCUACUGCUCUGCGGGCAUCCAGCAGCAUGAGACAACGGAGCACGAGGACGUCCUCCAGUCAGGAGAGGCCGUGUUGGAGAAAUCGUCACAACACGUCAUCGUGGAGGGGACAACGCGUAGUGGUGGUGUUAGAGACUAUAAAAGGCGGUGCGCGCUUCAUUCGAGAGAAUCUUCGGGUACCGUCAACUAGUUUAAGGGGGACCCCUGUCCGUUUGGAAAGUCAACCUGCUCAUUUUUGUUUUUGUUGUAAAUUAGAUUUAUGA